Alnus glutinosa is the source of this 1831-nucleotide messenger RNA. RefSeq names its product protein RBL-like. Gene Ontology annotation, cellular component: Set1C/COMPASS complex. The transcript has 3 exons. The record is from RefSeq and is a predicted model, not a curated record. The annotation marks the transcript as partial. Gene Ontology annotation, molecular function: protein binding. Lineage: Eukaryota; Viridiplantae; Streptophyta; Magnoliopsida; Fagales; Betulaceae.
UUUGAUUGGCCAGCUGGGUGCUCUGAUGGAAACUGCGUUAUCUGGGAUUUCGAAACCAGGGGCAUUGCUAAGGAGCUCCGAGAUAAAGACUGUAUUGCUGCCAUAACAAGUGUCUCUUGGUCAAAGUAUGGUCAUCGUAUCCUUGUAUCUUCUGCUGACAAGUCGCUAACGCUUUGGGAUGUCGUCAGCGGUGAAAGAAUUUCACGCACAACUCUGCAGCAAACCCCUUUACAAGCUCGUCUACAUCCUGGUUCCUCUACUCCAUCUCUUUGCCUGGCAUGCCCCCUCUCAUCUGCUCCCAUGAUAGUUGACUUGAACACUGGAAGCACAACUGUGCUUCCAGUUUCGAUCCCUGACACAAGCAAUGGAAUUGUCUCUCAAUCACGGAAUAAAUUCUCAGAUGGAGCUCCUCCUUACACUCCAACUGCUGCAUGCUUUAACAAGUAUGGGGAUCUUGUUUAUGUGGGGAACUCGAAAGGGGAAAUUCUUAUAAUAGAUUACGGAACUAUCCAAGUGCGUGCCAUGGUUCCUGUUACUGGGGGUGCUGUGGUCAAGAACAUAGUAUUCAGCAGAAGUGGAGUGUAUUUGCUUACAAAUUCAAAUGAUCGGACGAUUAGGAUCUAUGAAAAUCUUCUCCCCUUGAAAGAUGGGCUUAUAGCCCUUGAUGACUUAGAGAAGACCGCUAAUGAGCUAGAUGGUGUUGAGAAGUUGAAGGCUAUUGGAUCAAAGUGCCUGACACUUUUCCGGGAGUUUCAAGAUUCUAUCACAAAAAUGCAUUGGAAAGCACCUUGCUUUAGUGGUGAUGGAGAGUGGGUGAUUGGAGGUUCUGCAAGCAAAGGAGAGCACAAGAUUUAUAUAUGGGAUAGGGCUGGACAUCUAGUGAAAAUCCUUGAAGGUCCAAAGGAAGCCCUGAUUGACUUAGCAUGGCAUCCUGUGCACCCGGUUGUUGUCUCUGUUUCCUUGACUGGCUUGAUUUAUAUUUGGGCUAAAGAUUAUACAGAGAACUGGAGUGCAUUUGCUCCUGAUUUCAAAGAGCUAGAGGAAAAUGAGGAGUAUGUAGAACGAGAAGAUGAAUUUGAUCUGGUGCCUGAAACUGAAAAGGUGAAAGAAUCAGAUGUUAAUGAGGAUGAUGAAGUUGAUAUAGUGACAGUGGAGAAGAAUUCAGAUUUUAGUGAUUCAGAUAUGUCCCAAGAGGAAUUGUGCUUCUUGCCAGCUAUUCCUUCUCCUGAUGUUCCUGAGCAGCAAGACAAGUACAUAGAAAGUUCAUCAAAGUUAGUGGACAGUAACCAUUCUGGAUCCCCUCUUUCAGAUGACGCUGGACCAAAUGAACGCACAACAAACCAUGCAUCAAGUCCACUUGAAGAUAAUUCUGCUGCAGAGGACGCAGUUGCGCGCUUGAAAAGAAAGCGGAAGCCUUCAGAGAAGAGGUUGGAGUUGCAGGCAGAGAAGGUCAGGAAACCCUUGAAAUCUUCUGGUAGAUUGACAAAAGUUAGAAGUAAAUCUGUGAUUCAUCAGGAUAAUGGGAAUGGUUUUCUUGGGGAUGAUGUUUCUGAUUAGUACGAUUAGAUUUUAAUUUAUAUAAUUUUCCAUUUGUACUUCUUAAAUCAACUUUUCCUUCUGGACAACUUAGAGGCUUAGUUUUUCAUUUUCUAUUCUUUUUUUUUUUUCUUGAUUUUUUGCUGGCCUGGCAAAAUGUGUAUUUUUCUUUGGAUUCGCGCCCCAUUAAAUUAACGCAUGCCUAAAUAGUGUUUCAUGCAUUACCAAGGCACUAAAUCUGUUGGGAUUUACCAUUGGUAAAACAAUGAGUUAAAGAGAAUAUUGCAUUUGCAUC